GGGUGUUCAAAUACUGCUGUUCCUCACUGUCAGCAGUCUCUUAGUCAUCCCCUGUACUGUCUGCAGUCUCUGGUCAUCUAUACUGUGCCCGCAGUCUCUGGUCAUCUCCCGUACUGUGCCCGCAGUCUCUGGUCAUCUCCCGUACUGUGCCCGCAGUCUCUGGUCAUCUCCCGUACUGUGCCCGCGCAGUCUCUGGUCAUCUCCCGUACUGUGCCCGCAGUCUCUGGUCAUCUCCCGUACUGUGCCCGCAGUCUCUGGUCAUCUCCCGUACUGUGCCCGCAGUCUCUGGUCAUCUCCCGUACUGUGCCCGCAGUCUCUGGUCAUCUCCCGUACUGUGUCCGCAGUCUCUGGUCAUCUCCCGUACUGUGUCCGCAGUCUCUGGUCAUCUCCCGUACUGUGUCCGUAGUCUCUGGUAAUCUCCCGUACUAUGUCCGCAGUCUCUGGUCAUCCCCUGUACUAUGUCCGCAGUCUCUGGUCAUCUCCUUUACUAUGUCCACAGUC
Staurois parvus is the source of this 501-nucleotide messenger RNA. Lineage: Eukaryota; Metazoa; Chordata; Amphibia; Anura; Ranidae. The record is from the annotation of a GenBank genome assembly.